Rhinolophus ferrumequinum (greater horseshoe bat) is the source of this 3164-nucleotide messenger RNA. RefSeq names its product glutamyl aminopeptidase (gene ENPEP). Gene Ontology annotation, cellular component: cytoplasm. The record is from RefSeq and is a predicted model, not a curated record. Gene Ontology annotation, molecular function: metalloaminopeptidase activity; peptide binding; zinc ion binding. Lineage: Eukaryota; Metazoa; Chordata; Mammalia; Chiroptera; Rhinolophidae. The transcript is spliced from 20 exons. Gene Ontology annotation, biological process: peptide catabolic process; proteolysis. Bases 255 to 3089 code for a protein of 944 amino acids.
GUGACAAUUUUCUGGUCAGUCCUCUUCCUCCCGCUCCCCUUCUAUCUGCCCCCUACCCCCGUUUCCUCAUUCAUCCUUGAGUAGCUGGUGGCAACUUGCAGAGAGAGGGAAAGACGCAAGAAGCCAGAGAGGUGUGGGAAAAGCGAAAACAGGCUGCCAAACCAGGGCAUUCCUUCCAAUUUAAAAAGGAAGUCUGCUGACGUCACUUAAAUUUAACAUUCUUUCGUGUGUAACAUUUUACUUUGGAAACAAAAAUGAACUUUGCGGAAGGAGAAGACUCUAAGAGAUACUGCAUUAAAACGAAACAUGUGGCCAUUAUCUGCGCAGUGGUGGUGGGUGUAGGAUUGAUAGUAGGACUUGCUGUGGGCUUGACCAGAUCCUGUGACCCCAUGGAAGACGGCCCUUCCCACGGUCCUCCCACGGCUAGCCCUCCCCAGGACCAGGGGAUAUGUCCUGCCAGUGACGAUGAAAGUGGAGGCUGGAAGAAUUUCAGGCUGCCGGACUUCAUCAAGCCGAUGCACUACGACCUGGAGGUGAAGCCCGUGUUGGAGGAGGACACGUACACGGGCAGUGUGACCAUCACCAUCGCCGUGACCGAGCCUACCCGGCACCUAUGGCUGCACCUCCGGGAGACCAAGAUCAGCCGGCUCCCGGUGCUGAAGCGGCGCUCCGGCGCGCAGGUGCAAGUCCGACGGUGCUUCGAGUACCCAAAGCAGGAGUAUGUGGUGCUGGAGGCAGAGCAAGAGCUCGCACCCAGCGGGGUCGAGGAUCCCUACCUCCUGACUAUGGAGUUUGCUGGCUGGCUAAACGGCUCGCUCGUGGGAUUUUACAGAACGACAUACGUGGAGAAAGGACAAAUCAAGAGCAUAGCAGCCACUGAUCAUGAACCAACAGAUGCCAGGAAAUCCUUCCCUUGUUUUGAUGAGCCCAACAAAAAAGCAACUUAUACAAUAUCUAUCAUCCACCCCAAAGACUACAAGGCACUUUCAAAUAUGCCAGUAGAGAAAGAAGAGUCACUUGAUGAUAAAUGGAAUCGGACAACUUUCCAGAAGUCUGUCCCCAUGAGCACUUACCUGGUGUGCUUUGCUGUGCAUCAGUUUUACCCUGUAAAGAGGACGUCAAAGAGGGGAAUACCUCUCACUAUAUAUGUCCAGCCAGAACAAAAGCACACAGCUGAAUAUGCUGCAAACAUAACUAAAAUUGUGUUUGAUUAUUUUGAAGAAUACUUUGCUAUGAAUUAUGCUCUUCCUAAAUUAGAUAAAAUUGCUAUUCCAGACUUUGGCACUGGGGCUAUGGAGAACUGGGGACUCAUCACGUACAGAGAAACGAACUUGCUUUAUGACCCCCAGGAAUCAGCCUCAUCAAAUCAGCAGAGGGUGGCCAGUGUGGUUGCCCAUGAACUUGUGCAUCAGUGGUUUGGAAAUACUGUGACCAUGGAUUGGUGGGAAGACUUAUGGUUAAAUGAAGGAUUUGCUUCCUUUUUUGAGUUCCUGGGAGUAAACCAUGCAGAACAAGAAUGGCAAAUGCGGGACCACAUGUUGCUUGAAGAUGUACUUCCUGUACAAGAGGAUGAUAGUUUGAUGUCUUCACACCCAAUUGUUGUCACUGUGACAACUCCUGAUGAAAUAACAUCUGUUUUUGAUGGAAUAUCCUAUAGCAAGGGAGCUUCCAUUCUGAGAAUGCUUGAAGACUGGAUGACACCAGAGAAAUUUCAAAAAGGAUGUCAGAUUUACUUGGAAAAAUACAAAUUUAUGAAUGCAAAAACUUCAGAGUUUUGGAAAGCACUUGAAGAGGCAAGUAAUCUACCAGUGACAGAAGUAAUGGACACCUGGACCAAACAGAUGGGGUAUCCUGUACUUAAUGUGACAGAUGGGAGACACAUCACACAGAAACGCUUUCUGUUGGAUUCAAGAGCUGAUGCUUCUCAACCACCUUCAGUUCUUGGUUACACAUGGAAUAUUCCAGUUAAAUGGACUGAAGGUGAUACGUCAACCAUUACAUUCUACAGUAGGUCAGAAACAGGAGGAAUCACUUUGAACUCUUCUAAUCCUAGUGGAAAUGCUUUUCUCAAAAUAAACCCAGACCAUAUUGGGUUUUAUCGUGUAAAUUAUGAGGUACCAACUUGGUACUCGAUAUCUACCAUGCUUUCCACCAGCCACAAGAAUUUUUCUUCUGCUGAUCGUGCAAGUCUUAUUGAUGAUGCUUUUGCCUUGGCAAGAGCUCAUCUUCUAGAUUAUCAGGUGGCCCUGAACUUGACCAAGUACCUCAGAAUGGAAGAGGAUCUUUUACCAUGGCAGAGAGUCAUUCCAGCUAUAACCUAUAUCGUUAACAUGUUUGAAGAUGAUAAAGAGCUAUACCCUUUGAUUGAGGACUACUUCAGAAAGCAAGUGAAGUCCAUUGCAGCUCAGUUGGCAUGGAAUGAUAUUGGAGACCACAACACAAAGUUACUCCGUGCCUCUGUGUUGGGACUCGCGUGCAAGAUGGGAGACAAAGAAGCCUUGGACAAUGCCUCCAAGUUAUUUGAGCAGUGGCUUAGUGGGACGAGUAUUCCUGUAAAUCUCAGACUUCUGGUAUAUCGGUAUGGAAUGCAGAACUCUGGCAAUGAAACUUCAUGGAACUACACUCUUAAUCAAUACCAGAACACACCAUUAGCUCAAGAAAAAGAAAAACUGCUGUAUGGAUUAGCAUCAGUGAAGAAUAUUACUCUUUUGUCAAGGUAUUUGGAUUUACUCAAGGACUCAAACCUUAUUAAAACUCAGGAUGUAUUUACCGUUAUCCGAUAUAUCUCAUACAACAACUAUGGGAAGACUAUGGCCUGGAACUGGAUACAGCUAAACUGGGAAUAUCUAGUCAACAGAUACACACUCAAUGACAGAAACCUUGGCCGGAUUGUCACAAUAGCAGAGCCAUUCAACACUGAACUACAGCUCUGGCAGAUAGAGAACUUUUUCAAAAAAUAUCCAGAAGCUGGAGCAGGAGAAAAACCUAGGGAGCAAGUGCUGGAAACAGUGAAAAACAAUAUCGAAUGGCUAAAACAAAACAGAGAGAAUAUAAAAGAUUGGUUUCUUAAUUUACCUAAGGAUAAUUAAUGUGUUCAAAAAUCAUAUUUUAACUUUGUAAAUCUAUUGUUUCUGCUAUUAGUCAUUUGGUGGCCUAAUUUAUAA